Molecule: messenger RNA, 3162 nt
Organism: Plenodomus lingam JN3
Lineage: Eukaryota; Fungi; Ascomycota; Dothideomycetes; Pleosporales; Leptosphaeriaceae
Source: RefSeq, a predicted model, not a curated record
AUGAGCACAGAAAGAGCUGGCCUCUUCAGCCGACAACCACCAUCGACCGCGCCGCAGAUAAUACACGACCACAUAGAUCCAACCGAUAGCAGUAACAUGACAUACAAUUCCUCUUACCAGUCACACGAUCAGGAGGAACAGAUUCUGGUGCAUUUCAAUGAGCACCCAUACGAUAAUUUUGAGCAAAAUAGGACGGAGAGAUGGGAGAAUGAAGCUCCGUUUGCCGCCCACCGGGCAUCGACGAGAAGCAGUACGAAGUCGUACUCGGCGCGCAUGACACGCCAAAAGAGUCGCAGAAGAGAGCUCCGGGGCAAACAAGGUAAACCAGGCAUCACUGUCGACACAAGCUUCACAAGACAUAGGGGCGGUGCGCCACAUCAAGUCUACCCCCAGGGUGAUAGUAGAAGCAGUGGAUCGAUCAGAAAAAGUCCUUGGUUUGGAUUGGGAAGAUCGUCUACCAGGAACAAGGGCCUGGGUAUCACCAAAGGAACUCCUCAACCUGAGGUGACACCUCGAGCGAAAUCCAGCGUUGAUAGGAAUGACGCUACGGCUGUGUCACUGACAUCAAGUGGCAAGCCAUGGCAGGACAUAUCGCCAUGGGAUCGGCGCAUCCCCAUUGGCAUCUCUGUACCCACGGAGAGCAUAUCCGAUUUUAGCUCCUAUCAGCCUCCACGGCCACGUGCUGCGAGCGAUGCCACAGUAGUCACACCGAGUAUCAUCAUCACACCCGCCGCAGCGAUGCAAUCAGUCUGGUCACCGGAUACACCAUUCACCGAGUCUGACUAUACACCAAGUGUGUACUCGCGUCAUCCAUUUCCUUCCAACAAUACGGAUGUUCCGCCAGUCCCAUCUCUGCCCGUUGGUCUACCAGAAACGUCUGGAAUCACUUUUGGUAUUGAAUCGAGGUCCGAAGCCGAUGGUACAUAUAAUCAUAUAAGGAAUGAUACCCUCGAUUCCGCUGGGACGGCAUUUGAGGAAUAUGAUGAUUCAGGAGGAAAGGAUCGCAUCAUGUCGUCUGGGACUAUGUUCGAGGAGGAUGAGACACCACUGCAGGAAAGAACGAUAGAUACGUCAUUGGCGAUUGACACUUCGUUGGUGCCUACGCCGAGAAGAUCACAAGGAUGGUGGAACGUGAUCACGACUCCUUUUGUAACAACCCCCAAUACAGCGACAUGGCGUAGUGGAGACAGAACGCCAGAGGUGCCGACACUUCCAAGCCAGUUUGGUUCGAACAAAGAAAUUGUCCCAGUUCUGUCCGUGACAACCUCACCCCCAGUCUCGUCGACGCAGGCAGCCAGCGGAACAGCCUCGCAUGUCGAGAAACAGUCCCAGGCAGAGACGGAUGAUCACCAGGACGUCAGGACGAUCACUGUCAAUACUAAUUUUGCGAGCACCACGCAACAAUCGGUCGAACAAACGGAUUCAACGACCAACAGGACUGUAGCCUCCCCUGGCUCCGUGAUGUCGGCUUCACCUAUUCUUGGUACAGCAGCAAUGGGAACUGUGCUGAUGCCGCGUCAAGUGGAAGAACAGCCGCGGAACAUCAACAUUAAUAUUGAGUUACAAGACAGACGGCCCAUUGUGAACAGUCAGACUGUAGCAGCAAAUGGAAUGACGUCCACGCAAUAUACGUCCACGUUUGCGCCAGCAACACAAUCGAACAACGCACCUACGCAACAGGCCCGCCAUUCACCGCAACCCCUACCAGUCUUUGCUCCACCGCCAACUUCUGCUCAGAAAGUCUCGCAUUUUAGCUAUGACAACCUCAGUCGAUCCAGCUCGACGGCUUCUUCUCCUGAUUUGAAGAAGGCGAAAAAGCACCGCAAAGUCGGCAAUCUCACAAGUAUGCUGUCUUUUGGAAAGCGAAAGUUCUCGAAGCCGGCUGGCCAAGACGAGAAAAAGAAGACAAAGAAGAGGGGUGUUUGUUUUUGGGGCUGUUGUUGCUGCCUCGUUUUCAUUCUCAUCUUGGCAAUUCUCAUACCCGUGGUAGUCAUUCUCGUGAGGAAGAAUAACAACGACAAUCCUACCUCGACGACGCCAUCGAUGACGCCAAUUCCAGAUGGCGGCAGCCAGUGGCUGGACAUACCCAACUUACCACCUAUGCCGACUGGUAUUUUGACAGUUGCACAACCUGAAGCUGUAGAGGAAGAGAGUGGUUGUGUGGCGCCUACGACACUCUGGAGUUGCGCGCUGCCCAAGGAGCUUCAAGCUUCUGUAGCACCCAACAAACCGGAUCAGCCAAAUUUCAGAAUCGAAAUCACUUUUGAGAACGGGACGUCGGCACAAUUGCCUACUAGCAAGCGUAUGGCACGGGCAGUGAACCCAGUCUCAGCAGGGGCCUUCAUUCGAUCUCACCUGCUUCGACUACGUGCGGCUGCCUCACCAUCGCCUGCACCACCGAGUACUGCGGAUAUGAGAUUCCUUGGGCAGACGACGGAUGGAAACAGCGCUCCGUUUGAGGGUGAAGCCACGCCCUUGUUCCUGAGCUUCCAGGAGGCCAAAGCCAGUACAUCGCGGCUGGCGGUGCGAGACGAUCCAAGUGAUCCUACCAACAUCACUGCCGUCAUACCGCCCCCGAUGCUGAACAGUGACGGAACUGCGGCACCAGCGAAUCUUGUACCCCUCCCGUCUGGCCAGCCUCUGCGGCUGUACAACCGGGGAAAAGACAAUGAGUACUAUGGCUUCUACACGUACUUUGACCGAUCCAUUUUCCUCAAGCAGAUCAACGGCACCAACCGUGGUGGCAACCCUGCGGAUACAGACGGAGGGAGUACGCGAGAGGCGGCCAAGUUGCGAUGCACCUAUGCACAAAGCCGAUUCCUGGUGCAGAUCUGGACACGCAGCAAGGACAGCAAGCCUUUGUUGCAGAGCUCGACGGCCAACAGCUCAGAUGCGUUCAAACGGCCUGGAACGUUUCCCUAUCCCGUCACGUUUACUCUCGAUCGGCACGGUGGGGACGCAGCAAAGAAGAACCUGUACUGCUAUGAGAUGGAGGAGGAUGGGACGAUCAGGGAUGAUGCAGCAUCACGAUCCUUUCAGUUUGAAGAUCGUGCGUUUGGUGGAAAUCUGGUGAAUGGCACCCAAGGUCGCACGAGUGUGAGUGGACCGAUUGAUGGGGGCACGGGGGGGUGUCGGUGCCAGUGGCAAAACUGGCUGAGUUGA